Molecule: messenger RNA, 2202 nt
Organism: Spodoptera littoralis (African cotton leafworm)
Lineage: Eukaryota; Metazoa; Arthropoda; Insecta; Lepidoptera; Noctuidae
Source: the annotation of a GenBank genome assembly
AUGGGUGGAAGAGACCGGCGGCAAUCGGUUUGUGAGUGGUUGUCGCGCCGGUCGGGCGACUGUGUCAACAUGAGACUUACAAUCAUCGCGUUGGUGGUGUGCGCGUGCGUGUGCCUGUCCGUGGCAGAUGUAGUGCAUCUGAAGGCUGCCAAGGCGAAGUUAAUAGGACGGCUAGCGAAGGCCAAACACCACAAACGAGGAGUCCUGACGGCGGUGCCACCUUACAAACUAGGCUACGACAUCCCCGUAGUGACACACUCUGUCGUAAAGCCAGUAGUAGUGUCCUACCCUCCCGCAGCCGCUGUGGCCGCUGUAAAGGUCCCUCUCGCUCAUCCAUUGUCUACUCGGUACCCUGUGCCAGUGGGACAUAAAGUACCUGUACCUCACCCACACUAUGGUCUUAAAUUCCCUCAUCAAACAAAAACAGUGUUGUUGCCAAAGCCAGACCAUCACUUCCACCACCAUCAUCAUCAUGUUGCUCCUAAGCCAGUGGUGCCUGUAGUCCCAGUGGUGCCGGCCCCUGUGCCUGCUACUCCUGUAAUACCAGUAGGCCAACCUACAGCUACAGUUCUUCGUCCUGAACCAGGACCUUCUCCUCCAGUGCUACUACAUCAAGCUCCUCUCCCACCACCUGCACCCCUGCCUGCUCCAGCUCCUGUCUUUCCAGCUGCAGCCCUAGCUCACACUCAUCUAUUUCCACAGGCACACCUGAGACCUGUUGUGCCAGCCACACCUCUUCCUGCUCAACCCCCUUACGCACCACUCUUACCAUAUGCCAGUCAAUUCCCCUACGUUUUACGACCUGGUAAUGCAGUCCAGACUUCUUUCUUCGCAACAUACCCAAGAUUCCCAUUACUAAACUAUCAAGCCCCCGUGUUCCCGUUAGCGCAAGCUGGUCCUGCUGUCAACCAGGUAUUGUAUGAGCGUCCUCAAGUGCCUCACUUCCAUGUAGCUCCACAAGGUAAUCAGGAGGGCGUAGUAUUUGAGCAGCCCGGCGCUCACAUACAACCGACAUACUUACAAGCUCACGGAGGAAUUCCUCAGCAUGCUGUACACCUGCAACCUGCUACUCCAACUUUACAUUUGCAGCCAGCUCAACCAGGAGUACACUUGACACCUGAACUACACGUACACCCAGGUCAGCAGGAAGUUCACGUGCACUCAGCCCAACCUGAAGUUCAUUUGGCGCCAGGCCAACCGACAUUCCACCUGCAACCUGGCCAGCCAGAAGUUCACUUACACCAAGGUCAACCAGAAGUUCACCUUCAUCAAGGUCAACCAGAAGUACACCUUCAUCAAGGUCAAUCAGAUGUUCACCUGCACCAAGGUCAGCCAGAAGUUCAUCUCCACCAAGGUCAGCCAGAAGUUCAUCUUCAUCAAGGUCAACCAGAAGUACAUUUGCAACCUGGUGUGCUACAUGCCGCUCAACCAGGUAUUCUACCCACUCAGCCAACUUUGAACCUCCAACCCACUCAUCCGGCGCUUGACCAAGAUGGUUGGCAUCCAGUUCAAACUCAACCUCAUGAUAUUAGCUCAGGUCAGGCAGGAGGUCAAUUUGGCCAAGAUGGUCAAUUUAAUCAAGACGGCCAAUUCACUCAAGAUGGUCAAUUCGCCCAAGAAGGUCAAUUCGCCCAAGGAACCCAUUUUGGACAUGAUGGUCAAUUUGGCCAAGGUGCUCACUUUGGGCAGGAAGGUCAAUUUGGACAAGACGGUCACCACCAGUUCUCUCAAGAGCCAGGCACACAGGUAUACGAACAGCACACUGGGGACCAGCAGUACCACGACUACCAAAACCAACUGCAGCAUCACAUCCAGCAGCAGCUCGAGCAGGCGCAAUAUGAUCAACAUCAUCGACCCGCCCAGGAGUACGGAGCUCCACAGUUUGGACAGGAUGGCUUUGGUCAAAGCGGACAGCAAGGACAAAAUUUUGGGCAACAAGAUUACAGUCAGCAAGAGCAGAACUACGCGCAACAAGGGCAUGACUACCAUCAACAAGGACAGAAUUUCGGACAGGAUUUUAGUCAACAAGCCCAAAACUUUGGUCAGGACUUUAGCCAGCAGCAGCCAGCCGCGGAGUACGGCGUGCCGCAGGGAGCUGAGGGCCGCAGCAGCGGGGAGGGCGAGGAGGAGCCGCAGUACCACAACCACAUCCCGCUGAUGCUGCAGCCGCCGCUGGACCGGCCGCUCGAACACUUCCGAUAG